GCCGCGCUCGCCCGCCUCCAGCAGCGCGCGCAGUGGCUGCCCGCCUCCCAGGACGUCCGGCUGUCCCUGGAGCGGGCGGAGCGGCUGCUGACGGAGGUGGAGAUGGCGUCGCGACGCCUGGAGACGCUGUGCGACGCCCGGCGGGAGCGGCUCCGGGACCUGGCCAGGCUGCGCGCGCUCCAGCACGAGAGCGAGCAGGUACUGUCGUGGCUGUGCCAGAAGGGGGAGGAGACGCUACGCCGACACUCCCAGCUGGCCACCAGCCUGCCCGCCAUCAAGGAGCAGGAGAACGACUUCGAGAAGUUCUACUUCAUCUCCAUGCGCCACCUGGACAAGGGCUCGGACCUGCUGGAGGAGUGCUCCGGAGAGGCCCGCGGUGGCGGCCUGCGGGAGCUGGCGCGCUCGCUCAAGACCCACCUGCUCGGCUUCAGCGAACGACUCGAGGACACGCGGGAGCGACUCGAGGACACCUCGCGCUGCUUCUGCCUCCUCGACAAGGCGUACGAGUGGGCUCUGGAGACGAUGAAGUACGUGUCGCGCGUGAAGACUGGCGAGGCGGCGACGGCGGAGCAGGGCCUGCAGCUGCUGCGCAACCUGCGCCAGUACCUGAUGGCGCACCCGCCCAUCGCGGAGGACCACUUCCACGAAAUGCUGGCGCUGGCGCGCAAGCUAGCCAACGACAAGCUGCUCGAGCAGGCCAAGGUGGCACAGGCGCGGUGUCAAGAGACAAUGGAGCUGAUCCGUGAGCAGCAGACGCGGCUGGUGCGCAUGCGUCGCGAUCUAGGGGCAGAGGAUGCAGACAGCGACGAGGCCCUGCUGCUGGGGCUGGAUCAGCUGGUGACAGCUGCAGUCGCCACCACCGGCACUUCCGCCAGCAGCACGACACCUUGCAGCUCGGGACGGCGCCGCUCGCUGGGUGCUUUCCCGUACAUCUACAAAUGCAGCCACCACGCAGAGGGCCGAGCCUGCUCCUGCUGUGACCCCACACCACCGCCUCCAGAUUACGCCUCGUCUGCUGCCAGUGGCACCGGCAGUGGCAACAGCAGCACGAGUGGCGCAAGUGCCUCUGGCAGCCGCCUCAAUGGCAUCCGUGAAGAGGAGCGGGAGGGUUCCGAGGAUGGUAACAAAGAUGAAGAAAGCAGUGUGUCUGCCACCAUAGCGGAAGACGAAUGUACCCGCUGUGACCACCAGCAGACUGACCAUCCCCAGCAGUUUGUGGGGAAAAGGCCGCUGAGGCGAGCCUGUACCUGGCAGUACCCUGUGGAGAGUUUUGAAGACGAGGGUGUCUCCUGUACCGGUGGAGAUGAUAAAUGUGGCUACUCGGGUGGCGGCAGCACAACAGAUGGCAGUGAUGGCUGCCCAAAGAAUGGGGAGGACUUGGAAGAGCAUGAUAAUUCUAGUGGAAGUGGCAGUAAACCAAUGCCACCAGUCCCUGUGAACAGUCACCUGCAUUGUCACACAUCUAAUUUAAACAUCCAGGCGGACUCAGCUAAGGAGCUGAAGACACAGAAAACAUUGUUGUUAAUAAUGAGGGAGAUGAUACAGACUGAACGAGAUUACGUUAAAUCUUUGGAGUACGUUAUUCAGAACUACAUUCCAGAACUUCUAAGAGAAGAUAUUCCACAAGCACUAAGAGGACAGAGAAAUGUUAUUUUUGGCAAUAUAGAAAAGAUAUUUGAAUUUCAUAGCCAAUACUUUCUGCAAGAACUGGAGCGCUGUGAAAACAGCCCGUUACUUGUAGGGCAGAGUUUCCUUCGACAUGAGAAGAAAUUUUACCUGUAUGCACUGUAUAACAAAAACAAACCAAAGUCAGAUUCUCUUAUGUCGGAAUAUGGAACUUCCUUCUUUAAGGGUAAGCAGCUUGAGCUAGGUGAUAAAAUGGAUUUGGCUAGCUAUCUACUUAAACCAGUACAGCGAAUGGGAAAGUAUGCUCUACUGCUACAGCAGCUAAUGAAAGCAUAUCCUGACAAAGAGAGUGAGAUUGCUGAUAUCCGCGCAGCUGAACAGAUGGUUCGUUUCCAGCUACGUCACGGCAAUGAUCUUCUGGCUAUGGACUCUCUUAGAGAUUGUGAUGUGAAUGUGAAAGAACAAGGAAGAUUACUACGUCAAAAUGAAUUCCUAGUUUGGCAGGGAAAAGGAAAGAAGUGCCUUCGACAUGUCUUUCUGUUUGAAGAACUUAUCCUCUUUAGUAAAGCAAGGCGGUUUCCUGACAGGAAGAAUUUGGACUUGUAUAUCUACAAGAAUAGCAUUAAAAUGACAGAUAUUGGACUAACGGCUAAGAUUGGAGAUAGCCCAACCAAGUUUGAAAUAUGGUUUAGGAAACGAAAACCAAAUGACACCUUUACAUUGCAGUCCAUGUCUGAAGAAAUUAAACAAGCAUGGACUGAAGAAAUAUCAAAACUUCUGUGGAAACAGGCGCUGAGAAAUAGAGAGAUGCGCCUCGCUGAAAUGUCUUCCAUGGGCAUUGGAAACAAACCAUGUUUAGACAUCAGGCCAAGCGCAGAUCAGAUUAAUGACAGGUCCAUCAGCAUUGCACAGUUGAGCAAAACUGCCCCGCGAUUCCGCAACUCUAUCACGGUGGCACCAGGAGAGCUCUCGCGCAAUAACAAGCGGCCACAUUCUAUAAUCUCAGUGAGCAGUUCAUCAUCAUCUGCUGGCAGUAACAGCAGCCAUGGGACGCUGCACCUGGGCUUUGAGUCUGUAGACAGCCCAAGGGCUCACCAUCGCUCCACAACACUGCACAGCCAGUGUUCUACUGAGAGUGGGAUCAUAGCAGAUAUGUCAUUGGGCUCGGAGGAUGCAGAUGCAAGUCACUGGCAUGUAGAACGGUCAAACAGUUCAGCUACAUCUGUUUCACUUGAUUCUUCAUUAUCGCCAGUAUCACCUACAGAAGAUCUUAAAACCUGUCUUGAAGGUGUUAAAGUGAAGGGACAAGAAACAACAGAACUUCAAUCACCAGACUCUGGUGUUGUUCCUGAUGAAAUGUCAGUAAAACUUUGAAAUGAGGUGCUAUACUAAACAUAACUUCAUUUAUUGACUUUCCUCAAACUAUUCAAAACAUUUUUAAAAGAGCGUGUGUGUGUUUUUGGUGCUUGUCACCUAGUUCUCGUGUGCAUAAACACUCAUGUAGUGCAGGACUGCUUCAUUAUAACAGUGUAUUUAAGAUUCACUGUAAAAGUGAAAUAACUUGUGUACAAUUCAUACAUUGCAGAUGUUUAAUUUUCUAAUAUCAGAAUGUAAUGAUGUACUUAUAUUAGUAUUAAAACUACUGUAAAUACACAAAUGGAAAAUGUGUACAGGACUUCCUUGAACACAGUAUUUAUUAAUAAACUUUGCUAAACUGUGCUUUUUGUACAGUGCUGACAUUUUUAAAGGAAAAAAAAGCUGCAAAUUCAAUCUAUUUUUAAACAUGAUGCAUAUUUGCCUCUCUCUCUCUCUCUCUCUCUCUCUCUCUCUCUCUCUCUCUCUCUCUCUCUCUCUCUCUCUCUCUCUUCCCCCCCCCCCCCCCCCAACCUCCCCCAUAUAAAGCUUGUCAAAUUUUUUUAUGACCUUAUGGCAUUAAAUGAAAUUUUUAUUCAUUAGCACAAUUUCCCAACAUAAAAUUUAUGUUGAUGUAAUUUUAGGCAGUUAAAAGGUCCAAAACUGAUUCAUUUAAUAUGGGUAUGAAAAGUCUUUAAAUCUGUAUCCAGUUGCCUUAAAUAUAUUUUGAAGAAUAAAUAUAACUUUGAAUAGUUAAACUUAAGCUCAAGUAUAAUACUAACAGUAAAAAUAUACAUACAUAAUAUAUUUUUGAUAAUUCAACAUUUCCUACAUGAGUAAUUCCAGACACUUUUAUUCAGUGUAUUUAGUGCCUGCAGUUGGAUUGAGUCCAGUCUGCAGUCAUAAUGACUGCUAACAACUGUUUUACUGUGUUGAAUGUGCAGUUUACAUGAAAAGCAGAAUGAUUUUUCAGUACUAUAAAUUAUGUUCACCAAUUAGAAAUGUGAUAAUUAAUUUGAUUUGGCAGCUUUUAAAAUUUAGAAAAUUUAUGAAGUUUAUUUUUAUGAGAUGACUAUGCUGUUGAACAAUGAGCAAGCCAUUAUGUACUGUAUUGACUGCUGUCAGACAGGAAAAAAUAAGUAAAGAGUCUUUGUAAAUUAAUGUAAUAAAAGUUUGUAUUUAUAGC
This is a messenger RNA of Schistocerca americana (American grasshopper), 4165 nucleotides long. RefSeq lists its product as uncharacterized. The record is from RefSeq and is a predicted model, not a curated record. Lineage: Eukaryota; Metazoa; Arthropoda; Insecta; Orthoptera; Acrididae. Gene Ontology annotation, molecular function: guanyl-nucleotide exchange factor activity. The transcript is spliced from 17 exons. Bases 103 to 3000 code for a protein of 965 amino acids.